UACAUAUCUAUUGCGUUUAGGAAUUCGAGUCCACCAGUUUCUUUCACCAUGCAACGAGCACAGCAUUCUAUCAGAUCCUUCUGUUUCACUUCGCAGGGAUUGUUCGCCGUAGGAGGUGCGCCUGGUUUCAUCGACGUUCUCCUUUUCCAAGAUCUUCCUGAUGCGUCCUUCAAACCCCACGUGCCCACAGAGACAGAGAAAGAAGUUGUGGUCAUUCUGUACACGUCAGGGUCAACGGGUCUCCCGAAGGGUGUAGAAAUAUCGCACAAAGCGUAUUGUGCCUCGUUCUACGCAUACAGGUCUACUGGAAUUUGCACUGAAGACGAUGUUUACUUGGCCUGGAAUCCCUUCACCCAUGUGUCGGGUUUCGCGGUAGCCAUGUUUUCUAUGCUCAUAGGUGCAAAGACUGUCAUCACCGAUCCCUUAAUUUCGUACGAAAAUUUUUUGAAAACUCUCAAAACCUUUAAGGUAUCUAUAUUUAUUGGCUUAGCUGGCCGGAUGAAGGAUAUUUUUCAUAAUGCUAGAAAAAACAACGAUAUCAUACCUGGUGUAAAACGAAUAAUGGCGGGUGGAUCGGUAGUAACAAAAUCGUUUGCAAUGGAAAUUCGUGAAAUAUUCAACGUGGAAUCACUCAUCAAUGUCUACGGCAUGACCGAAACGUUUGGUAUUGUAUGUUGCUCACCUGUUGGUCAAAUUACCUUUGACCAUAGUGGUGUACCUCUGGCCGGGAGCAAAUUCAAGGUUACAGACCUAGUCAGCGGAGAGUCUCUCGGCCCAUAUCAAAAUGGUGAAAUCGAAAUUCACACACCAUGCAUCAUGAAAGGCUACUAUGGGUGUCCUGAAGCUACCGCUGAAGCUGUGAACUCUGGCGGCUGGUACCGUACAGGUGAUCUCGGCUACUACGACACUGAAGGGCGGAUUCAUGUCAUCGAGAGAAUGAAAGAAAUGAUAAAAUGCAUGGACAAUGUGGUCGCCCCUGCUGAGCUGGAAGACAUUUUAUUGACCCAUAAGUCUGUCGCAGAGGCCACAGUUGUGGGUAUUCCGAAUCCAAAGUAUGGCGAGGCUCCAACAGCUUGUGUCGUUCUUAAAGAUUGCUUCAAAAGAAACCUCGAGAGCCUGGCGACAGAAUUGAAGGAGCUCAUAGCAGGACAAGCAGCAGUCUUCAAGCAUCUGUACGGAGGAGUUGUUUUUAUGAAAUACCUUCCCAAGUUUGAUAACGGAAAGGUUAGGAGACAAGAACUCAAGACGAAGGUCGCUCUAGAAAAGGAAAUGUUGAAAGAAUAGUGGAGCCUGUCAGCAUUUCAAACCAUACCUAAACUAAUGCGAAACG
Ixodes scapularis (black-legged tick) is the source of this 1330-nucleotide messenger RNA. Its product is annotated as luciferin 4-monooxygenase-like. Gene Ontology annotation, molecular function: CoA-ligase activity. Lineage: Eukaryota; Metazoa; Arthropoda; Arachnida; Ixodida; Ixodidae. The coding region runs from base 49 to 1284 and encodes 411 amino acids. The record is from RefSeq and is a predicted model, not a curated record. The transcript is spliced from 6 exons.